This is a messenger RNA of Esox lucius (northern pike), 7591 nucleotides long. RefSeq names its product coiled-coil domain containing 177 (gene ccdc177). The transcript has 4 exons. Bases 547 to 3549 code for a protein of 1000 amino acids. Lineage: Eukaryota; Metazoa; Chordata; Actinopteri; Esociformes; Esocidae. The record is from RefSeq and is a predicted model, not a curated record.
AACAUAUUGUACAUUCUAUGGGCAGAUGGUAGGCGACAGACGGAUGAAGUAACAGCGCAUUAAAAUGUGUUGAACACAGAAUUGUAUCUAUUUAUAUAUUUUAUGAUAAACAUGUAUUUUUUGGAAGCUUUAGGGAUUUUUAACAAGGCAGCAGGCGGGCGGUUGUAGAGGAUGGAGAGAUGAGAUGAAGGCAGAGCACGGAGUCCACCGAACAAAUUCAAAUAUACCCUGGUCGAAUAACAACAGGCCGUUUGGAGUGAAAAUGUGGACAAUUUUAAUUGCAGCGAAAGACUGCAUUGGAUCGAGUCAUCAAAUAAUAUUGACCGAUACUUGGAGAAAGCAACGUCUGUGCUGCGUCGCCGAGGAGACGUGGCGACGAUGUGUGGUGAUGUGCUCUUUAAUCGCUGAGUCUGUCCGAAUCUGUCAGACUCUUUUCUCCGUCACCUGGUAGUAGCCUAUGCGGUGUGAUGGUGCGGAGGAGACGAAGCACGCUCAUUCGGAUGUAAUAAGCAUCGGUUUAGAAAGUCGGCGCAGUGGCAGCCUGCCAUGGUUGACCCAUCCGAGCCAGAGGACCAGACCAAGGGAAAAGGCCCAGAGACGGAAGCAUCAAAGUUGGAUUCUGGCUCACAGAUGGAUGCCCCCAGACUACCAGACCAAGGGGAUGGGAAAGCAACAGAGGAGGGCAGCGAUGCAGAGGCCACGCCCACACACUCCACUGGGCUGGGGGAGACAACGCCCUCACGCUCUGCUGGACUGGGCGAGAGGACGGCAGCCCCUCCCCCGGUUGGUCAGGAGGCCAGCCCUCCCAGUCCGUACACCCAGCUGGCUUGCCCUCCAAACAACUUCCAGCUUCAGCCUUCGCACCAAAUAAACCAACAUUCUUCCAUUCCUCCCCUCCAAAGCCUCCAGUUUCUUAGCCCUCCCCCUCCAAACCUCCUGCCUCCCAGCCCUCCCCAUCCAGACCUCCAGCCUCCCAGCCCUCCCCCUCCAGACCUCCAGCCUCCCAGCCCUCCCCCUCCAGACCUCCAGCCUCCAAGCCCUCCCCCUCCACAUACCCAGCUUGAGAACCCUCUGGCGUGUCAUGAGGAAGCAACUCCUCCUCCUGACAGAAGCCAGCCCCCCAGCCCGUCGCCGACGGGCCUCCAGCACAGGAGCAGUGACCUAGCACCGAGAGAACCAUCGCCCAAGCUGCACCUGGAUCUCUACAACUUUGACACCCCGGUGGCGGAGGGCAGCCGCUACGUCCUGACCAGCCCCCGCUCACUGGAGGCCUGUGCCCGCUGCGGGGUCAAACCGGUGGAGCUCCUGUGCCGCCCGCUGUCGGAAUUUGCCCGCGAUGCCCCCGGGCGGUCCAUGCGGGUGGCGACGGGCAUGUUCGAGGUGUACGAGAAGGACAGACAUGCCAAACUGCGGGCGUGCCGGGAGGAGAGAGAGAGGAUCGUCAGGGAGGAGACGAGGAGGAUCCUUCAGGCGGCGAUCAAUGGACACGCUGCAUCGUCCCCAGAGGAGCAGCACAAGGCGUCGUCCCCAGAGGAGCAGCACAAGGCCACAGCCUGCUCGACUCAGCAGUCCAAACCUGGUGCAGUGGCCUCUGCUGAAGCAAAAUCUAAACCUCCCCCCAGCAGCAUUGGCCAGCCAUCUAGAGCCACCGGUACUGUAACGUUGGGUCCAGACAUUCACAGAAGUAGCACAGCACCGCUAGCUAGAAGCAGCUCCUUGAAGUCCUCUAAAACCAGCUCAUUCAGCUCUGUCUCUGCAUCCACUAGAGGACCACACUCUGGUUCUGGUUCGGGAUCUGCUUCCGGUCCUAUUAAACGCCCUAAAUCCUCUGCAACCUCAGAACAAACCAAGGCACCCAGGCCCGUCUCAGGCCCCCCUCAGGUGGUCAGAAAGAUCCCCACCAGCACGGCCAAAACCUCCAACACCUUCCCCAGACCAUCCACCAAACCGUCCUCCUUCCCCAGGGCCACUGUCUCCAUGACCUCUGCCAUGACCAAGAGUUCUGUCCCGAGUCCGGUCACCCCGACUACUGCAACUCUCAACGGCAUCACAGGGCAGGGGGCAACGGGAGGGCCGUCUUCUCUCCUCAACGGUCACCCAGCGUGCACCCCGAAGGGAAGAGGGAAAAGCCAUUCCCUGGAGUCCUUACAGAGAAGGCAGGACACCAUGUCCACCUCCACCACCAACUCCACCACCACCUGCACCUCCUCUGGCGAGGAGUCCGGCGCUUCCUCCUCCUACAGCUGGGACGGACCCAGGGACCACUGGGCCAAGUCGUCCCCACGGGCCCGCACCCUGGCCACCUUCAACUCCCUGAUGGGCCGAAGCCUGAGCCUGGGUGACCUGAGCCACUCCCCCCAGACCACCCAGAAGGUGGAGCGCAUCGUCAAGGAGGUGAGGCGACGGGGACUGAAGGCUGUCCCGGAGCGGGACAGAAAGAUUGCCGCCCUGAUGCUUGCCAGGUACCAGGAGGAGGACAUCAUGAGCCAGACGCGCUACGUGGCUCACCUGCAGUGGGACAGCGAGAAGCGCCUUGGCGACCUGCAGCGGGAACGUGAGGACCGGGAGAAACAGCGUGCGGUGCUGCUGUGCCAGCGGGCGUGGCAGUGUCAGGUGACCCACCGCCAGCGUCGACUGAGCCAGCAGGAAAGGGAGGCGGCGGCGGCCAAGCUGCGCCAGGCGGCGGAAAGCGAGGAGCGACGGCGGGACCUGGCGGAGCAGCAGGAGCGCAGCAGGCUGCAGCGGCUUCAGCAGGCGGCCCGGGAGGAGAAACAGAAGAAGGAGCAGCAGGAGCAGAACCUCAAGGCUCUGGAGGAUGAACGGGCAGCAGUGUUGGAACAGGAGCAGCUCCUCCUCCGGGAGAAACUCACCAUGGCCGAGCUGAAGAAGCAGGAGAAAGAGCACCAGGCACAGAAGGAGCGCGAAGGGCUGAACCGGGCCGAGAAGAGGCGCCAUGCUGCGCUGAUCAGGGAGAUUGCCCGGAGAGAGGAGGAGGAGCGAGAGGAGGCGCGGAAGGCUGCAGAGGAGAAGCUGAGCCGUUCCCUCGAGAACUAUGAACAGAUUGUGGAGCGGAGGGACAGGGAGCUAAAGGAGAAGGCUAAGAGGGAGGAGCAGCAGAUUCAGAAGGCCAGGAAGGCUGCAGAGAAAAGGGAGAAGGAACAAAAACAGCAGCUGGAGGCGCGGGCCAAGGAGGCAGAGAGACGGGCCCAGCAGGCAGCCUUGGUGGCAGAGGAGAGGGCCAAGGAGAAAGCCCAGCGGGCCGUGCAAAGCAGACAGGAGAAAGGGAGGCUACAGCGGCUCAACAGGCAGCGAGUGGAAGAGGAGGAGCAGGCGAGGAGAAUGGAGCUCCUGCAGUCCAUCGAGAGGAAGCUGGAGAAGAGCGAACAGAUCUUCAGGGAGAAGAGAGCUGUGCUGGAGAGCGCCCGCUCCACCGCCCGCGCCUCCUUUCACGUAAGAGACCGGGUCAGGGAGGAGACCAACAUGAGGACCUUCGAUAAGAUGGCUUUGGAGGCCCAGUUCCAGUUCAAAGCCAGCCUGGAGGACAAAUGAUAGCUAGGCGAAGAGGCCAUGGCCCCCUUGACGCCACUGGUGGACUUCUCCUGGUCAGUGCCCUGGACAACUGCUAACUAUGGUUUACUGCUGGUCAUUAUGUGCUUGGCUAUAGCUUAGCUCAUUACUGCACACGAUGCUGAACAGCUUUAGAUCGUCUCACAAGGAACAAUAGCUCCAGUCCAAUAGACGACCCGUCCUGUCCUGUGACUGCCCAUCUUUCCUCUUUGUGGCCCUCCUCGUCUGCUUAUUGGAUGGAACCAUUGCUUUGGUUUAUUAACCACUUCAGCAAUUGCAUAUUAAUGAAAGGGGGGGGGGUGUAUGUACUUGGAAAAAGUAAUUUCCUUGCGGAGUCUUAACAGUUGUAGCAUGUACAGGAAAUACUAUGUUCUGUUCAAAACAGUGCGUAGUUACACAAGCCCUUCUGGCUAGCUUGCCCUAGUCAGGGUUACACAACGGAAAGCUACGCUUUUGGAAUGAAAAGAAGCAUUGUUGCCUCGGGAAACACAAAUCCAUGACAACUAGCUACAUUGGCUGCUUUUAAAGGAGCCCUUCUCUUGUUGUCAGGAAGAAAGAGAAUAAGAGAGAGGCAGGAGAAAGGAAGAAGGGUUGACAAAGAAGAAAGUAUUAGUGAAUAGUUUAUAAUGGACAGAGCCCUUAGCUAAGCACACCAGGGAUUCUUUUGUAUGUUGUGACAUAGAUGCAAAGCUGUCUGUGUGCUUGUGUGUAUGUUUGUGUGCGUGUGUGUGUGUGUGUGUGUGUGUACAGUAACAGUACUGAGCUAAUGGCUGUCCUCCGGUCUCCAGCGUGUGAGUCAAAUAACAAUGAACCAAUUACUGAUGACGGUGUCUCCCCUCACGGACUCAUAUAAACUCUACUGCUGUCUCUCCUCACGGACAACCUCCUAUAGACUCUACAGUUGUCUCUCCUCACAGACAACCUCCUAUAGACUCUACAGCUGUCUCUCCUCACGGACUCCUCCUAUAGACUCUACAGCUGUCUCUACUCACAGACUCCUCCUAUAGACUCUACAGCUGUCUCUCCUCACAGACUCCUCAUAUAGACUCUACUGCUGUCUCUCCUCACGGACUCCUCCUAUAGACUCUACAGCUGUCUCCCCUCACGGACUCAUAUAAACUCUACAGCUGUCUCUCCUCACGGACUCCUAUAGACUCUACAGCUGUCUCUCCUCACAGACUCCUCCUAAAGACUCUACAGCUGUCUCUCCUCACAGACCCUCCUUAUAGACUCUACAGCUGUCUCUCUUCACGGACUCACCUUCUAGACUCUACAGCUGUCUCUCCUCACGGACAACCUCCUAUAGACUCUACAGCUGUCUCCCGUCACGGACUCAUAUAAACUCUACAGCUGUCUCUCCUCACGGACCCUCCUUCUAGACUCCACAGCUGUCUCUCCUCACGGACCCUCCUGCUAGACUCUACAGCUGUCUCCCCUAAUGGACCCCUCCUAUAGACCCUACAGCUGUCUCUCCUCACAGACCCUUCCUAUAGACUCUACUGCUGUCUCUCCUCACGGACCCCUCCUAUACCAGUCACAUCUUUGGGUCUUAUAGUGUAGAAUCUGUGCCAUUCCCCACUAAGGGGUUUGUAGUGUAGAAUCCAUAAACCUCAACUCUAUGGGUUUUAUAGUACAGAAUCUAUAUCCUUCACCUCUAUGAGUUCUAUAGUAUAGAAGCCAUAUCCUUCACCUCUGUGGGUUCUAUAGUGUAGAAUCUAUAUCAUUCACCUCUACAGGUAAUAUAGUAUAGAAUAUAUAGCCAAUAUGGGUUUCAUAGUGAACCUGUACCCUUCACCUGCAAUACCACUAUGGGUAUUCUGUACCAUUGACUGACCUUCUAAACGUUUCAAUGGAAUAGGAAACAUGUCUUCAUAACCAAAGCAAGUGAAUCAUUUAAAUGAUUCAGUGGUGGAAUCUAUACUUCCCUGGAUCCUACUGUAAAAACUGCAGUGGAAAAGCAUUUGUACAAUCUUUCCUCCUGGACCUCCUCAUGCCAUGUGACUCCACAGGAAACAGUUUUGUGUCCCAGAGACCUCCUAAUGCCAUGUGACUCCACAGGAAACAGUUCUGUGUCCCAAAGACCUCCUCAUGCCAUGUGACUCCACAGGAAACAGUUCUGUGUCAAAGAGACCUCCUCAUGCCAUGUGACACAACAGGAAACAGUUAUGUGUCCCAGAGACCUCAUCAUGCCAUGUGACUCCACAGGAAACAGUUCUGUGUCCCAGAGACCUCCUCAUGCCAUGUGACACAAUAGCAGAGACCUCAUCAUGCCAUGUAACACCACAGCAAACAGUUCUGUGUCCCAGAGACCUCAUCAUGCCAUGUGACACCACAGGAAACAGUUCUGUGUCCCAGAGACCUCAUCAUGCCAUGUGACACCACAGGAAACAGUUAUGUGUCCCAGAGACCUCCUUGUGCCAUGUGACACCACAGGAAACAGUUAUGUGUCCCAGAGACCUUCUCAGGUCAUGGAUACCCAUCAUUUAUUCCCUCAAACCAGGAACAGAGUUGGCCGCUGGGAAGCGAAACAGGCCUCUACGUGGGGACUAGGUUGCCUUCUGGAAUGCUGGCUCGGUGUCCUUCAGAACCUAGCCAGAAGGGAGAUGAGGUCAGCUGGCGGAAUAACACAAACACAGGCUUUUUAUAUGUAGGAACACAUUCUAUAUUUAUCUCCUUUAUUUUGACUUGCACACUAAUGUCACAACGGAUUAUGUGUUACAGACCGUGGGCCCAGAGGGUAGGAAGGGCAGUGACAUCACCCACCUGCCGACCACCUCCCCCAACAUCUCCUACAGAGUACCACAACACCCAGCCCCCAGCAGAACUCUGAUGCCCUGCAGUACCAGAGCAGUCCCGUGUGUGUAGAGGUUACAUACAGUAAAUAAUAUAAACACGGAAGUGACAGAACACAUAUAUAGAACACCUCUAAAGAAUCUAAGGAACAUCUCUAGAGAACACGGUCCUACAGAACACCUCUACAGAUCCCGGUCCUACAGAACACCUCUAAAGAACACCUCUACAGAACCCGGUCCUACAGAACACCUCUAGAGAACACCUCUACAGAACUUGGUCCUACAGAACACCUCUACAGAACAUCUCUCAAGAACACCUCUACAGAACCCGGUCCUACAGAACCCUACUAUAGAACAUUGUUACAGAACAAAUCCACGGAACCCCGUUCAGAAAAAACACCUCUACGUAACACAUUGCACCACAACAAGGCCUAGGUUAGCAUAGUACAACGACACUUCAUUGUUGAAGACUCAAAGAGCUAGGUGCUCGUCAGCAGGUUCAAGGUGCUGCGCCUGUGGACUGACUAGGGGUUAAGGGUUAAGGGUCAUGCUCAAGGGACCAGGGCAGGGAAGGUCUUGAGAAUGUUAACCCAGUUGCCAAAUAAAUUCUGCCAUUUUCCGUUUUUACUGGCCACCUACGGCCAACAGAGGUCUUCUUAGCCGUUAAGCUCCGGUUCUCUUUACCAGAUCAGAACAAGGCCUGUUUAGGGUCACCAGAGCUUUAAUAACAUCAAGGCAUUUGUUUUCAUUAAUUCAACAAUAUUUGGUUAAAUAUUACAUUUCCAGACCCUGAACAUGAUAGCUUCUUUUCAUAUGAUAAUACAUGUGUUACCAGUGUGAACUAAUAUUAUUUUCAUUCUGACAUUUUAAUAAUUUACAGUGAGAUGCUUGUUUAUAGUGAGUGAUGAGUGUUUUGUACUUUGUGUUGCUGGUCAAGAAGAGUAUAUACAGAUGUAGCAUGAACCUAGCCUGUUUUCAGAGCUGUUUGUGCUGUCUUGCUAACUCCUAUGGUCAUUGUCAAGUAAGAACAUAAACAGAUCUGGGACCAGGCUGAGUUAAAACCUGGUUUUCAUAUCCAAUUGUCAGAUUUAAACAUACACAUCAUACAAUACGUACAUAUGUUUUAUCAAUCUGCAAAUGUUUAACUUUUUUUUUUUAAAGGACACAAAGCUAUUUGUGUAGAUACAAUCAACAAUCAAAGACAUGUGAAAUAAAAUACAAUUUUCAUUGAU